ACUUGUUCAUUUCUUGUCCUUUGCUUAUUGGUUCUCUGUUAUAUUUUACAUAUGUUAUGUGUUUCUAUGUAAAGACAUUGAUUCUUGGAUUUAUAUUUAUUGAAGAUAGUUAGAUAGUUGUCUCGAUAUGGUUUCAGGAGAGUUGGUCACUUAGCGUGGUCGAUAGCUUGGUUUAGAAAAUGACAUGGAGGAUACUGUAAACGAAAAGCUGCUGACAGAGGUUCGAAGAGGAGAAGAGGAUCAGGAAGGGAGUCUGAAAGAGAGAAUAUGGGUGGAGUCGAAGAAAAUGUGGAUCGUGGCUGGUCCUGCAAUAUUCACAAGAUUUUCAACGUUUGGAGUUAAUAUCAUUACCCAAGCAUUCAUAGGCCACAUUGGACCCACGGAGCUUGCUGCUUAUGCCUUGGUGGCGACUGUUUUGCUGAGAUUUGCAAACGGCAUACUGUUGGGCAUGGCAAGCGCAUUGGAAACACUAUGUGGCCAGUCAUAUGGUGCAAAACAAUAUGACAUGCUUGGAGUAUAUCUUCAAAGAUCAUGGCUUAUCUUGUUCUUAUGCUCAAUUGUUCUAUCGCCGUUAUUUUUCUUUACCACCCCAAUUCUGAUAGCUCUAGGCCAGGAUGAGUCCAUUGCUGAAGUGUCAGGAACCAUUUCACUCUGGUUAAUUCCUGUGAUAUUUUCCUUCAUUGUAUCUUUCACCUGCCAAAUGUUCCUCCAAGCACAGAGCAAGAAUCUGAUCAUUGCAUAUUUGGCAGCAUGUUCACUGGCAAUCCAUGUUUUCCUCUCGUGGCUCUUAACAGUGGAAUACAAAUUCGGACUUAGUGGUGCCAUGGUUUCUACAAUUUUGGCAUUUUGGAUACCGAAUAUAGGUCAGCUUGUUUACAUAUUUGGUGGAUGGUGCCCAGAGACAUGGAAAGGUUUCUCCAUGUUAGCCUUCACGGAUCUUUUGCCUAUAAUCAAGCUCUCUUUGUCAUCUGGUGUUAUGCUAUGCCUUGAACUCUGGUACAACACGAUUCUAAUUCUUUUAACAGGAAAUAUGAAAAAUGCUGAGGUUGCUAUUGAUGCUCUUUCUAUCUGCCUUAAUAUCAAUGGCUGGGAAAUGAUGAUAUCUCUUGGUUUUUUGGCUGCAGCUAGUGUGCGAGUCUCAAAUGAGCUCGGGAGAGGAAGUUCCAGAGCUGCAAAGUUCUCCAUUGUGCAAAUAGUGCUAACAUCAUUUGCUAUUGGAUUUGUGCUAUUUAUAUUUUUCUUGUUCUUUCGGGGACGGCUAGCUUACAUAUUUACAGAGAGUACUGCGGUUGCGGCUGCUGUUGCUGAUUUGUCACCUCUAUUAGCCUGUUCAAUACUGCUUAAUAGCGUUCAACCAGUUCUUUCUGGUGUUGCUGUUGGGGCUGGCUGGCAAAGCACCGUGGCAUAUGUGAAUAUCACCUGCUAUUACUUAAUUGGAAUUCCAAUUGGAGUUGUGCUUGGCUAUGUUAUCCAGUUGCAAGUUAAAGGUGUUUGGGUUGGAAUGUUGCUUGGUACACUCACUCAAACUAUUGUGCUAAUAAUAAUUACUUACAAGACUGACUGGGAGAAACAGGUAUCAGUUGCAAAACAACGAAUAAACAAGUGGUCUGUAGAAUCUCACCAACAAGCUGAAGAAGACGAGUAAAAUGCAUGAAACUCAAGAAAUAUUACUUAUCCGCUGUAUUAAUGCACGCCUGCCCCGGCUGGAACCAAAGCUGCUUUGAUCGUAAUGUAGCAGUUUAGAUUACCAGGUGGUAGGUUGCAGUAAUCUAUUUUGACUAAACAUUCAAGACACUAGAACAUGGCUUGAGUGUAUUAUUGCUCCUUAAAUUAUCAUAGAAAUAUAUUACUUGUUAGUUGAUGCUA
Daucus carota subsp. sativus is the source of this 1866-nucleotide messenger RNA. RefSeq names its product protein DETOXIFICATION 21-like. Gene Ontology annotation, biological process: xenobiotic detoxification by transmembrane export across the plasma membrane. The record is from RefSeq and is a predicted model, not a curated record. NCBI's taxonomy places the organism in Eukaryota, Viridiplantae, Streptophyta, Magnoliopsida, Apiales, Apiaceae. The transcript is spliced from 9 exons. Gene Ontology annotation, molecular function: xenobiotic transmembrane transporter activity; antiporter activity. Gene Ontology annotation, cellular component: membrane. Bases 185 to 1645 code for a protein of 486 amino acids.